Messenger RNA from Megalops cyprinoides (Indo-Pacific tarpon), 1968 nucleotides. It is a transcript of the gene tsc22d3, whose product is annotated as TSC22 domain family, member 3. Gene Ontology annotation, biological process: regulation of transcription by RNA polymerase II. The record is from RefSeq and is a predicted model, not a curated record. The transcript is spliced from 3 exons. Lineage: Eukaryota; Metazoa; Chordata; Actinopteri; Elopiformes; Megalopidae. Bases 247 to 672 code for a protein of 141 amino acids.
UACAUCACACUCAUUAGAAUAAUAUAUUCAAGCGCCAGUGGUGCGUGCGUGACGUCAGAAGCAGUUAAUAUAAAAACCUCUGUCUCAGAAAUAGAAUCAUUCGUCCAAAAAGCACAGGCAAGGCAACAACCACGCUCAUUUGCCGGCUCUCAAAAGUAAAACGAAAGCAACCAGGGAUUAUAUAUUGUUUUAUAACACAUCGCAAACGUGGCGAGAAGCAUUAUACAAACGGGUCUUAUCCUGAACAUGAGCACGGAAAUGUUCAAGACUCCAAUGGAAGUGGCUGUGUAUCAGCUGCACAACUUUUCCAUCUCUUUUUUCUCUUCUUUGCUUGGAGGAGAUGUUGUAUCUGUUAAACUCGACAACAGUGCCUCUGGUGCUAGCGUUGUGGCCAUUGACAACAAGAUCGAGCAAGCGAUGGAUCUUGUGAAGAACCACCUGAUGUAUGCUGUCAGGGAGGAGGUGGAGAUCCUGAAAGAGCAGAUCAAGGAGCUGGCUGAGAAGAACAACCAGCUGGAGCGUGAGAACAGCCUGCUCAAGAACCUGGCCAGUCCCGAGCAGCUGGAGAAGUUCCAGUCCCGCCUGCCCGCGGAUGAGGGCUUGCCACGGGAGAAGCAGUCGGCCGGCGUGGAUGUGCAGGCGGACCCUCACAGUGCGGGCUCUGCUGUGUGAGUGGCUCUGCCUUGGGGCGGGCAGAGCCACUGGCCUCACCCGAGAUAGACCUCCCAAUGGUGUCGUUGCACAACUUCGAUGAAGCUGGCUGUACAGAUGACAAAAAAAAGAGCUAACGAAAACGAAAGACGUUCAUAAACGGCCUAGCCUGUUUUCUGUGUAAUCGAACUCUCUUGCGAGACCGACGUGUUAAAGAGAGCGCUCAGCGCGCCAGAGAGAAAGGUUGCGCUGGGAUAGGGGAGAGCCCCGGUGCCAGGGGCUAACCCUAACACCCCCCUGCACCCCCACCCCCCUACUGAGGGGGGAGAGGGUCAUGUGACAGUGCUGGCCCGGUGUCCUGACCCAGGGGGUGCCCAAGUGGCAUCGUCCACAGCUUGGCAUAAUUAUGCUAAGGUAACAGAAUCCUCUUGAGAGAGGAACGCCAUCCAGUCUCUUGUAAGAGCCCUGCGGAUUUCUCAUUUCUGAAGUAAGCAGUUUGGAAAUCGCAUCACGUCCUUACAGAACAGCUCCCUCCUCAACCAUGAUGGUUUUUUUUUUGUUUUGCUUUUUGAUUAGCAGAAUCAAGAACAGCUAAAGCUCCUGGACUGGAGGACCUAGGAGUUGGACAAUUUAAUAAGGCUGAUAGGCUCAGUCUCACUGUCGAUUACUGUGCGAUUCAUUAUAGAUCACGUUGCUUGUAUACUCUGCAGUCGGUGCCAUGCUGCUUAAGGGGAAAUUGAGUAAAGUCCUGCUAUAUCUUUGUUUUGUCAAACAGAACAAAGGUUUUUUUUUUUUUUGGUUUAUUUUUGUUUUGUUAAUCGGAACAUUGUAACUGCCAUGAGAUAAGUAAUGCCGAAGAAAUCUAUACAAAUUUGCAUAGGUUUGUAAAUUUGUACAUAGCGUUAAGUGAAGUACUUUGAAUUGUCGAUGGAGAAACACAGCUGGUGUUUUUUUUUUUUUUUUGUUCAGCAAGUGCACUCCCAACAUAAGACUGAUCUGCUGUUUCUGUGGCAUAGAACUGAUGACACCGCCUUGGGACUCCAAAGCUAAGACAGGUGUCAAGACUGUUAUCUGAAAAUAGGGGCACAUUCUGAACCAAUACGAUGUGAUCUCUAGCUACCAAAGACUUGCAUCAUAUACUCAGAAAUCGACCCGGACCAUGUGUGUUUUACUCACAGGGAGAAGUCUUCUUAGCAGUUGUAAUUACAAAAACAAGGGGUAUUGUUGCUGUAUUGUGUCCAUGAAGGCAGACUGCGGGUAUUCACAAUGAUGUAUGGAUACAAAAUGCACAUUGCAAUAAACCUUAUGUUUACACGA